Molecule: messenger RNA, 1844 nt
Organism: Lytechinus pictus (painted urchin)
Lineage: Eukaryota; Metazoa; Echinodermata; Echinoidea; Temnopleuroida; Toxopneustidae
Product: sia-alpha-2,3-Gal-beta-1,4-GlcNAc-R:alpha 2,8-sialyltransferase-like
Exons: 9
Coding region: 126-1553 (475 amino acids)
Biological process (GO): oligosaccharide metabolic process; N-glycan processing
Molecular function (GO): alpha-N-acetylneuraminate alpha-2,8-sialyltransferase activity
Source: RefSeq, a predicted model, not a curated record
ACUCUCAUGUGCCCUUAAAGGCGAACUAGGUAAUAUUUUCAUCCGCUCCAAACAAUGGACAAAAUGGGCGAAUAAUGAAAUCACAGCGGACGGAUGCUCGAUGGAUCUAGGCGUAUGAAACACGUAUGCAAAGAGUACACAACGGAUACAUAAUGUUUUCCAACGGAUGGCAAGAUUAUUUUCCGUCUUACAUCCUCUCUGCAUCCUUCUUGCAACGCACGAUGUAUGAUGCUCGCAGUAUUACAUUUACCAGAAAAAAGGUUUUCUGUUUCCUUCUUGUCCUGGCUACCUCUGUAUGUUGCGGCCUGAUGACGUCACAGAUGACAUCAUUCAGAUCGCCUACAUACCUGUGGAAUCCAUCUAGUACAUCGGCAAACCUCUUGCUAAGAGAAAAACAUCACAGCAUAGCAAUGGAUGGGAACGGAGUGCAGAUAAAUUGUUCAUGCCUUCAUGCCGACCUACCUCCAUUGUCUGAUGCCGUACAAUUGAAUGGACAGAACAUCACCACAAAUAACCAGACAACAGCGAACAACCAGACAACAGAGAAAAAUAAAAUAGAGAGUCAUCGUCUUAUUCCGAAAAAGGGAAAAACCAUUAUGAAUAAUUCUCUGACGGGUCUUUUAUGGAACUUUAAAGAAGAACGAGAUCAGCAGCUUUUUCUUUUCGAGAACUUACUACGUCAGCAAUGGAAAGCCAAUUCAACCAGGACAGCAAUUCUAAGGCAAGAGCUCGCAAAUUAUCGCUCAGAACUUGAAGACAAAUCGAAAAUUAUUCUGCAUCAAAAGAAUGUUAAAAUUGGACAAGCUAUGAAGUUCGUCUUUCAAGGAAAGGAGAAAAAAAUGACAAGGGAUGUUUACAACAAGUACCUUCCAAAGAGCGAUCCCCUAGCCCCACAGGUAGGCAGAUAUUCUUCGUGUGCAGUUAUCGGAAACAGCGGUUCAAUGCUGAACAGCCACUGUGGUCAACAGAUCGAUAAACACGACUACGUGUUUAGGUGCAACCUGGCCCCUCUAGCCCCCUUCAAGGAAGAUGCUGGAAGCAAGAGUAAUUUUACUACUAUGAACCCUAGCAUGCUUUUUCGAAAUUUCCAAAGCUUGAAAAAUGCAGAAAGCCUAAAGAAAUACCAGGAAGCUAUCUCGCAGUAUGAGGGUUGUUUAUGGGUUCCUUGUUAUGGCUUCUCUGGACUUCUCUCCGUAGCUUUCAGCGCUAUUGCCAAGUUCAAUAAACCCAAACCUAAGAUGGUAUGCGGAAACCCAGGACACCAGAAAUCUGUUGUUGAAUUCUGGAGGGAGAGGGAACUUAAUCAAAGACUAUCAACAGGCUUUUAUUUAGUGACGACUGCUCUGCAACUCUGUGACGAGGUACAACUCUACGGGUUUUGGCCUUUCUCCUUCCGGUAUAGCAACAACAAGACAGAUGUGCCUUACCAUUACUUUGAUGAUCAGUCUGUAUCUGAUGCAAAUUCGGUGCAUUCGAUGGACAAGGAAUUUAGCCUUCUUGUACAGCUCCAUACUCUUGGCAUAUUACAUAUGAAUGUUGGACCAUGUAGCUAGCAAAUCAAUUGUUUUUUGUGUGUGCAAAAUGUGAUAGUUGAAGUGUACCACUCUCUAACAGCAAAAUCCUUGCUAUUAUAUAUAAAAUGAUCGUCUUAGUGCUUUACUUUUCAUGAUAAUGGUAAAUAUCAUUUACGUCAUGCGAUAGGGUUCAUGGAACAUUCACAAUGCGUAGAUAUGACAGCGGAAAUGGGCAGGAUGCAUUAUUAGGGGCCAUAGUUUUAUUGUCUCACCUGCAAAGCAGAAUGAGACUAUAGUCGCCGCUUUUCCGACGGCGGCGUCAACACCAAA